This is a messenger RNA of Frankliniella occidentalis (western flower thrips), 953 nucleotides long. RefSeq lists its product as uncharacterized. Lineage: Eukaryota; Metazoa; Arthropoda; Insecta; Thysanoptera; Thripidae. The transcript is spliced from 3 exons. The coding region runs from base 66 to 953 and encodes 295 amino acids. The record is from RefSeq and is a predicted model, not a curated record.
UUGCAGGAGAGGAGCCCUCCACGCCAAUGGGAUCUUGACAUCGACUAGAGGCAGCUGGCCGCGGCAUGUUCGGCGCCGCCCGCCCGGGGGUGAGGCGCUACCCCCGGUCGUCGUGGUGGUUCCACCUACCGGUCGUCUGCCUCGUGCUGGUGGCGCAAGCGCCCUUCGGCCUGCAGGACAACACGACGGCCGUCCUGGUGGACGACGUGGACCUCUGGAACGUCACGCUGCCCGGGGCCAACGACACGCUGUUGUGGCCGGAGGGGCUGCUGGAGAACGCGUCGACGUGGACCCCGAGCGAAGACGUUGAGACGUCCCCGUCGUUCACCCCAGACGAUGACAUUACGGACACCUCGGAGGCCACGACACUUAUGGAUGGCAUGGAAACUGUCCCCGACGUGCCUGACGAUCCCCCUGAGGCCAUGAUGGUGGCGGACGAACCCUGGCCGCCGGACGAGAAGGACUUCGCGCAAGUCGUGUUCUCCAACAAAGCCAAGCCAGUCAAGGACGCCAUACUCUUGCUGCGAGAAAAGCUGCGACGUCCCGACCUCGUGGUUCCCGACGACGACGACGACCAGGCCGUUCACGGACUGCAGGUACUGGACCGGACGGCUGACCCGGCGAUAGUCGCGGGCGGUGGCGUCGGCGUCGUGGAGCAGGGCGCCGAGUCCCUCGUCCUGGACGCCUCCGCCCAGGGGCCGGGCGGCGUGUCCGUCGCCCUCCCUCCAGGAGGGCUGGGCCACCUGGACGACGACGACCACAACCCCAACGCGACGGGCAACGGCACGCUGCACGGCUGGCCCAUGAAGCUGGCCUCCGUCGUGGAGGGCGACCUCGUCCUCGGCGGCCUCAUGAUGGUGCACGAGCGUCACGACCGCAUCACGUGCGGCCCCAUCAUGCCGCAGGUAAGGGCGGGCGGGGCGAAAGUCGCGCACACACCCUCGGGGAGAUAG